AUGCUCGAGGCUGUCGAACCUCGUCGGCAAUGGAGGGCCGGAACAGAAAUUCCGCUGGAUGCCGGAAGUGACGACGACUAUAACGACGUGGCAGUGCCGGUGCCCAGGCCAUACCCAGUGCAUGUGCCCAAGCCGUACCCAGUGCAUGUGACCAGGAAGAUCCACGUGCCAGUGCCCAAGCCGUACCCGGUGCACGUACCCAAGCCCGUCUACGUGCCGGUGACCAAGAAGGUGCACGUCCACGUGCCCGUGCCCAAGCCGUACCCAGUCGUGAAGCACGUCAAGGUCCCGUACCCAGUCAAGGUGCCGUACCCAGUGAAGGUGCCCGUGUACCACCAGGCCCCGAGCUACGGCAGCUCCUACGGCUACGACUCCCACUCCUCCAGCUACGGCCACAGCACCGAUUUGGGCGGCUAUGGCGGCCUUUCCUCCGUCGGCGGCGGCUAUGGCCACCACCACAACAAGAAGCACAAGCACGGCAAGGUCUCCGUCAUCUCCUUCUAGAGAGUGACCCAGCAACCAAAUAGUUUUUUUUUUUUUUACAAAAUAUUAGGAACAUGCCUCUUUUGAAUAUAUAUUCAGUCACCGCGUCGAGAUGACGACGGGGUGGUCUGAAUAAUGACACGUCAUCAUGUGACAGAGAAUCUCAAGUCAUAUAUCUCCGCUUAUAUUACGAGACCAAAUCUUUCUCGACAGACUGUCAUCAUCAUUUUCACUUCAAUACUGCAUAUAUGAGCUAUCUCAUACCUUUCAUUUUUCUUUUCCUUUUUUUUCUACAUUCAUAAGAUAUUUCCACAUCCGCAGAGUUACCUGGAGAGCGAUGAGAAAAACACUAUAGACGGGGUGAAAUGUAUUGUUAAAUAUCUACCUUUAUAUGAGCUGCUCUAUACAUACACAUAGUUGAAGCAAUGAUGCGUCUGUUGGUCCUCCAGAUACUUUUCGUGAGAAGAGGAAUGCGAUUGGGCAUGAAAAAGGGUAUUUUUUUUUCAAGUGUCCGUGUGUAUUUAUUUGUCAUCCGCAGCUCGAAUAAAAAUUGCGUAUAUAUUGCGUUGUACCAUGAAAAA
Messenger RNA from Notodromas monacha, 1064 nucleotides. NCBI's taxonomy places the organism in Eukaryota, Metazoa, Arthropoda, Ostracoda, Podocopida, Cyprididae. The record is from the annotation of a GenBank genome assembly.